AUGUCCCAAAACCGAGAUUCCUCGUCAGAAGACUCAUCCAGCUCUACCGCAGCCAACAACCCGCGGGCGCGGUACGGCGCGAGCAGCUACUCGCCUCCCAAGACGCCUAGGCCUACCUUCCUAAGACGUCUACCUGACUCCCCCGCAUCCUCCUACCGCUCGGCCAGGCCUACGAUUCCGCCAAUCGAUAAAUGGACGGUGUCGAGUCUGAGGCAGGCCCUGUCCAAAAAUGACGUCACAUCCUCAAGCAAGUUGAAUAAAUCUGAACUUUACGACUUGUAUACAAAAUCUCUAAAUAAUAACAUUUCUCCUCAGUCAACCCCUAUACCAAAGAAAGGAAAAAAGAAAGGAGUACCUCAAAAUUCGCCUCAAAACACUCCACCAUCCUCCGCCGCUAGGCCUAGCUCCCAGCGGCUAUCAAGCCAUAGCAAGAGGCCUUCAGCAAGCCUGGGCCGCACCCCGAUUCCGACCGCAGGGGUGCCUGCUAUGUCAGCUGGAGCCCAGCCUCCCACCACGGCUCCAAUCCCAACAGCACAGGGCGCUGAAGCUCAAGGAGGCUCCUGGCUGCCUCCUCCACCCAUCUCAGCCCCAUCGUACGGAACUUUUAAUACCGACACCGCAGCCCAGGCAAGCGCUUGGCCGAACAGUUCACCAAAUACAGCGCCGCCUCCCGCUUCCUCCAGCUUCUGGCCUGAGGCCCAAGCUAGCGCUUGGUCGAACUGGCUGUCACAUAAUGCCCCACCUCCCGCACCGCCGAGCUCCGAGCCCGCCGCUCACGCUAACGUUUGGCCAAACUGA
This is a messenger RNA of Carassius auratus (goldfish), 798 nucleotides long. RefSeq names its product flocculation protein FLO11-like. NCBI's taxonomy places the organism in Eukaryota, Metazoa, Chordata, Actinopteri, Cypriniformes, Cyprinidae. The transcript has a single exon. Bases 1 to 798 code for a protein of 265 amino acids. The record is from RefSeq and is a predicted model, not a curated record.